AUUUGCUGCAGUACUGCUGUAGUGUGUACACACCGCCAUAUUGGAGACUCAAAAUUAGAAAAUGUCACGCCGGCGUGCUUUUAGUGAUGAUAGUGACGAAGAGGACGGGCGUUCUCACAAGAGACGGCGUACCUCGGGGCCCACAGAUAUUGAAGACAGGUUGGAAUCACUCAUAACAAGGGUGGGGGAAAAGAGUACUUCUUCAUUGGAAAGUAAUCUUGAAGGUCUUGCUAGUGUCCUUGAGGCAGACUUACCAAACUACAAACACAAGAUUAUCAAAAUUCUUUGUGAAUGUGUUACGGAUUUACCAGAGAAGCUGUCAGUGUAUACUACAUUGGUUGGGUUGUUAAAUGCCAGAAACUACAACUGUGGAGGUGAGUUUGUUGAGAUUCUAGUCCGGAAUCUUAAAGAAUCUCUCAAGACUUGCCAGUUUGAAAAUGCAAGACUGAUUGUUCGAUUCUUAUCGGAUCUUGUGAAUUGCCAUGUGAUUGUUGCAUCCUCUUUAUUGGCAAUGUUUGACAACUUUGUUGAAGUCACUCUAGAGGACAACAUUCCACAAGUGAGAUCUGACUGGUUUGUUUUCAUGGUGCUAUCUGCCCUGCCAUGGGUAGGAAGAGAACUGUUUGAGAAAAAGGAAACAGAAUUCAGUGCAUUGCUUCAAACUAUUGAAAAUUACUUAAACAAAAGACAAAAGAUUCAUGUAACUGCAUUACGGGUUUGGACAUCAGAUGACCCACAUCCACAGGAAGAAUACUUAGACUGCUUAUGGGCCCAAAUCAAAAUGCUGAAGAACAACAAAUGGAUGGAGCGGCAAAUAUUACGUCCAUACCUGGCAUUUGAUGGAGUGCUGUGUGAAGCACUACAGCACACAUUACCCCAGAUUAUCCCCCCUUCACAUGAUGAUGAUGCUACCUAUCCUUUGCCCUCAGUGGUGUUCAGAAUGUUUGACUAUACUGAUGUACCAGAGGGUCCUGUGAUGCCAGGUAGUCACGCUAUAGAGAGGUACUUGGUGGAAGAACAUUUACACAGAAUACUACACACACAUCAUUUAGAGAGGAAAGACUGUGCUGCAGCAUUACUCAGUUUCCCAACCAAGGUGCAACUACCUCUGAAUUAUAUGAUAGUGGAGGUGGUAUUUUCUCAGCUGUUUAGACUGCCACAUCCUCCAUACCUGGAAAUUUUUUAUGGGUCUUUGCUGAUUGAACUCUGCAAGCUACAGCCUAGUACCAUGCCUCAAGUGCUUGCUCAAGCCACAGAGAUGCUGUAUGAAAGAAUAGACACAAUGGAUACAAGUUGCAUAGAAAGAUUUGUCAGCUGGUUUGCCUACCAUUUGAGUAACUUCCAGUUCCGCUGGAGUUGGGAUGACUGGUCCACUUGUGUGGAAAUGGAUCCUUUGUUACCAAAACCCAUGUUUGUGAAGGAGGUGUUGUUACAGUGUUUGAGGUUAUCGUACCAUCAGAGGAUUUUAGAAACUGUCCCCGACUCAUUUGCGCCCCUUAUUCCAACCAAGCCACAUCCGGUGUAUAAGUAUGAAAAGGAAGGCGCUGGCUCCUUACCAGGCACCAUAACAGCCUACAAGCUAUUGUCCUCAAUCAAGAGUAAGUGUACCCCAGAGGAAGCAGCAAUGAUCCUGAAGGAUUUGCCCAAUCCACUGUCAGAUGAAGAAGGUGACCCAGCUUACAACCCGUUAAAAAUUGAUGUAUUUGUGUCAACUCUGUUAUUCUUGGGAAGCAAGUCAUUCAGUCAUUCUUUUGCAGCUAUUGCCAAGUUCCAUUAUGUGUUCAAAACCUUGGCAGAAACAGAAGAUGCACAGAUUUGCAUUUUAAGGAGUGUGCAUGAAGUCUGGGGAACACACCAACAGAUGAUGUGUGUUCUUAUUGAUAAAAUGCUGAAAACCCAGAUUAUUGAAUGUUCUGCAGUAGCUAACUGGCUGUUUUCUUCAGUGAUGACUCCCCACUUCACAAGCUUUUUUGUGUGGGAGAUACUCCAUUCCACCAUCCGCAAGAUGAACAAACAUGUUGCCAAGUUGCAAAAAGAAGUGGAAGAAGCCAAAGACAAACUUGAGGCAGCUGAGAGAAGGGCAAGAGAUGGAAUGGAUAUAGACUCCAAAGACGAUGAUGUCCCUACAGAAGAGAUGAUUGAAAGAAUGGAGGAAAAACUGGAAUCUGCCCAAAGUGAACAGAAGAAUCUCUUUCUAAUCAUUUUCCAGAGGUUCAUCAUGAUUUUGACAGAACAUUUGGCACGGUGUGAAGCCGAAGGUCAGGAUUACAACACACCUUGGUAUAAAUGGGUAAUAGAAAGGCUUCAACAAAUUUUCCUCUUGCACCAUGAGCAAGUGUACAAGUACAUCAACACUCUGGAAAAUCUGCUGUUUACAAGUGACAUUGAUCUUCACAUUCUGGAGGUGUUUCAACAUUUCUGUGCCUUAAGGUCAUGAAGGGUUUGACAUUUAAAUAAAUAGGGUUGAAGCAUUGCCAUUUUGAAAUGGAUUCAUGGGGGAUAGGGUCCAAGUACAGUGUGAGACCCAAACACGCGUGCAGGAGUCCUUCAGUCUUCAUCAGGAGUUGCCUGCAAACUUGGUCUGAGAAAGCCAGAAAAAGGAAAGGGCAAAAGGUCUUUCAGACCAAAAUGUUGACUUUUACCAUGAGAGCAGAACUCAAGAGAAAGGAAGAAUAAAAUUUACGAACAGCAGGAAUGAAAAUAUUUCCUCAGAAAGUUGUAAAAAACAUUAGUUAACAUGUAAAAAUGUAGUAAAAGUGAGAUUUCUUUUUAAAUAGUUUUGUAGUGAAAUUUUUGCUGUAGUAAACACUGUUACACAUCUAGCAUUGCAAUUAGUUUGCCUCACCAAAUCCGUAGAUGACCAUUUGAUAAUGUUCCCCAUCUGACUGUACGACUGGCAUGCUGUCCAAAACAAUUUUAAAAAAGUUUAAGACAAACUGAUCAAACUUUAUAUGCAAUCAGUCCAAACUGGUCUUUUUAAGGUGUAUAUAGGUGUACUUACAGCAAAGCCAAGGAAAGUUUUUAUGUUCAAAUAUCACUAAUAUGGUAAAUGAAAUUUACAGCACAAAGGCAGCAUUCCAUAUUGCAAAUAAAUGCAAACUGGGGCUUCUGCACUGAAUGUUUGUAAAUCAAGACUUCUUGUUUGGAGGUAUUGGAACUAUUAUGGCACUUAAAAAGACAACAAUAAAUAACAACAUAUGACUUUUA
Molecule: messenger RNA, 3207 nt
Organism: Lingula anatina
Lineage: Eukaryota; Metazoa; Brachiopoda; Lingulata; Lingulida; Lingulidae
Product: nuclear cap-binding protein subunit 1
Biological process (GO): nuclear-transcribed mRNA catabolic process, nonsense-mediated decay; mRNA export from nucleus
Cellular component (GO): nucleus; nuclear cap binding complex
Molecular function (GO): mRNA binding; RNA cap binding; protein binding
Source: RefSeq, a predicted model, not a curated record